UUUUCUUGAUUUUUGAUGGAUGAUUUUUCUAUUUUGUUCGAAUAUUUGUGAAAUUAGGGGUUUCCACUUUAAAUCGGAUUUUUUUUUUUUUUUGUCAUUUUCUCUGAUUUUUUCUUGUCGAAAUUCCUAUUUGGUUUUGUUGUUCCGUACUUGUUUUCAUAGAAUUUCGUGGGUGAUUUUCAUGUUCAAAUGAAAAAUUUUGUAUUCUUUAAUUCAAGAAAAUUAGGCAAUUCUAGCCACUGAAUCCGUUCAUUCUCUAUUGAUUUGUACAAAAAUUUCCUGCAUUUUUGUUGCGUUAAUUUCCUGCGAUUUUGAACUUCUUUUAAAAUUUCCACAAAAUUUUCCAAAUGAAGCUCUCUGUCCACGUGAUUGAGGCGCGGAAUUUGCCCGCUAUGGAUCUCAACGGUUUCAGCGAUCCGUAUGCCCGCAUACAGCUCGGGAAGUACAGGUUCCGAACUAAGGUCGUGAAGAAGUGCUUGAAUCCUUUUUGGGAUGAAGAAUUCAGCUUCAGAGUCGAAGAUCUCAAUGAGGAACUGACGGUGUCUGUCUUGGAUGAGGACAAGUACUUUAACGAUGACUUCGUGGGUCAGUUGAAAGUGCCUGUGUGGAGAGUCUUUGAUGCAGAGAAUAAGACCCUUGGAACUGUGUGGUAUCCGCUGCAGCCCAAGAACAAGAAGUCCAAGAACAGAGACUGCGGUGAAAUUUGUCUCACCAUAUCUUUAUCUCAGAACAACUCUUUUGUAGACCAACUGCCAGUUGCUUCGAGGUCUGUGAAUGAUGAUCACGCACCAGAGAAACCCACAACCCCUCCCAGAGAAUUGUCAGUGUCUACUAAUGGUACUGUGGAAGAAGCCAUACCUGCUAAGGAUGAUAAGUCAUAUGCGCAGACACUUGCUGAACGUCUUGUUCAAAUUUUUCUCAACAAAAAUGGGGAAACAGCAUCCACCACCAAUGAAGUUGCUGUUUCGUCAGACCUGCAAGAAACACUACCCAAGACUGAGGUUCAGGAUAACAAAGUCGAAGACAUGUCCUCUUACAACACAUUUGAAGAAACACUGAGAAGUAUAGAAUUAAGAGAUCAAGGAGCAGAACUGCCUAGCAAUUUACCGGGAGGAGUACUUCUAGACCAACAAUAUGUGAUUUCACCAGCUGACCUGAAUUCCCUUAUUUUUUCACCUGGUUCGAAGUUUAUGAAAUCUUUGGCAGAGCUGCAGGGAACUACAGACCUGCAAGAGGGACCCUGGAUGAUUGAAAAUGGUGCAGACAGCUUAAAAAGAGUUGUUUCCUACACAAAGGCUGCAACUAAAUUAGUCAAGGCUGUGAAAGCUACUGAGGAGCAAGUAUAUGUGAAAGCUGAUGGGAAGUUUUUUGCAGUUUUAUUAAGUGCGAGCACCCCGGAUGUUCCAUAUGGGAGCUGUUUCAAGGUAGAACUGCUCUUCUGUAUCAUGCCAGGGACUGAGUUGCCAUCGGGAGAUCAAUCGUCGCGGUUGGUAAUAUCAUGGCGUAUGAAUUUUCUACAGAGCACCAUAAUGAAAGGCAUGAUCGAAAGUGGGGCCCGACAAGGUCUCAAGGACAGCUACGAGCAGUUUGCAAAAUUGUUAGCUCAGAAUGUAAAACUCGUUGAUUCGAAAGAUCUUGGGUCUGAUAAGGAGCAGAUAUUGGCUUCUCUGCAGACGGAGCAGCAGUCCGAUUGGAAGCUGGCUGUUCGGUAUUUCGGGAAUUUUACUGUAGUCUCAGCUGUUUUUAUGGGAUUAUAUGUAUUCACACAUAUCAUGCUAGCUAUGCCCAGCACCAUCCAAGGGCUCGAGUUUAAGGGAUUAGACUUGCCAGACUCAAUUGGGGAAGUUGUUGUGUGUGGGGUUUUGGUUCUUCAAGGUGAACGUGUCCUAGAGAAGAUAGCUCGCUUUAUGCAGGCUAGAAUGCAAAGAGGCAGCGAUCAUGGAGUCAAAGCACAGGGUGAUGGGUGGUUGCUAACUGUUGCCUUGAUUGAAGGAACCAACUUAGCGGCUGUGGAUUCUACUGGAUUUUCAGACCCAUAUGUGAUAUUGACCUGCAAUGGUAAAACAAGAACCAGCUCAAUCAAGUUCCAAACUCUAGAUCCUCAAUGGAAUGAAAUAUUUGAAUUUGAUGCAAUGGAUGAGCCUCCAUCUAUGAUGGAUGUGGAAGUGUUUGAUUUUGAUGGACCCUUUGACGAAGCAACAUCCCUUGGACACACUGAAAUCAAUUUCGUAAAAUCUAAUUUGUCUGAACUGGCGGAUAUAUGGAUUCCUCUUCAGGGAAAGUUAGCUCAGGCAUGCCAGUCUAAGUUGCACUUACGAAUCUUUUUGAACAAUACAAGAGGUACUGAUAUCGUUAAAGAGUACAUAACAAAGAUGGAGAAGGAGGUUGGGAAGAAGAUAAAUUUGCGGUCACCACAGACAAACUCAGCAUUCCAGAAGCUAUUUGGGCUUCCACCAGAGGAAUUCCUCAUCAAUGACUUUACUUGUCACUUGAAGCGAAAAAUGCCUCUGCAGGGCCGUCUCUUUCUAUCUGCAAGAAUAAUUGGGUUUCAUGCAAACUUGUUUGGACAUAAAACAAAAUUCUUUUUUCUUUGGGAAGACAUAGAAGACAUCCAAGUGGUCCCUCCAUCUCUAGCAUCUGUUGGCAGUCCAUCUCUUAUCAUUAUUCUUCGCCGAGGCAGGGGUAUGGAUGCCAAGCAUGGUGCCAAGGCACAGGAUGAAGAAGGCAGGUUGAAGUUCCAUUUCCAGUCGUUUGUAUCAUUCCAUAUAGCCAACAGGACCAUCAUGGCACUAUGGAAGGCAAGAGCUUUGAGUCCUGAGCAGAAGGUUCAAAUAGUGGAAGAAGAAUCCGAUGCCAAGUUCCUCCAAACUGAAGAGAGUGGAUCUUUCUUGGGCAUAGAAGAUGCUAGCAUGUCCGAGGUUUAUUCCUCUGUGCUUCCUAUUCCUGCCAACUCAUUAAUAGAACUGUUCAAUGGAGGUUACUUGGACCGUAAAGUAAUGGAGAAAGUCGGUUGUCUUGAUUACUCUUCCACUCCAUGGGAAUUCGUUAAGAAUGAUGUGUACCAAAGACAGCUCUGUUACAAGUUCGACAAGCAUGUCUCUCGUUACGGAGGGCAAGUGACAAGCACACAGCAAAAAUCCCCCAUUCCCGACAGAAAUGGAUGGGUUGUCGAAGAGGUCAUGACCCUCCAAGGGGUCCCGCUAGGCGAUAAUUUCAGUCUUCAUAUAAGAUACCAGGUUGAGGGUCUCCCAUCUAGAUCGAAGGCAUGCAAUGUCCAAGUAUUCAUGGGAAUCGCGUGGCUGAAAAGCACCAAGCAUCAAAAAAGGAUUACUAAGAAUGUGAUAUCAAAUCUGGCCGAUCGCCUGAAAGAGAUGUUCAGCCUAGUUGAGAAGGAAUUCACACCGGGAAAAUAGAAAAGAUCCAUUGCAGUUGACCGCGUGGGUAGUUUUUAUUUUUUGUUAAUUUAUAUCACCAAGCCAAUGUCGCUAAGGCCGUUCCCUUCCCCCAGCUGGAAAAUACUAAGCACGAGAAUCAUCUGCUGUAUUUCCUAGAGGCACUGGAGUUGUAGGGCCCAUCGCAUCUCAGGGGAUACAGACCAAGGUGCAACAGUUUGUGAAUUCUAGCUUGGGUUCAGAAAGUGCGCUGUUUCAGGAAGUGAUUUGCAUGAAGAAAACGACUCAAUUUGUCUACUUGCAGAGCGGAGACAUUGUGUGAAAUGAUUAAAGCUGAAUUCUGAAAUUUUGGUUGUUCAGAGGUCGAAAGAAACGGAUUCAUUUGCAUAAGAAAUUGGGAUCUAGGACUUCAUUUACAAUUCUCAACACACUCAUUUUUAAGCUUCUAGAGUGAUGUUCUUUCUGAUUCCAGACUAGUUCUUUUCUCCGUUGAGAGAGGAAUUUGAAAUGGUAGCCAAACAGAAGAUUGUUGUGUGUCUGAGCUUAAUUCCAUAAUUUCCUUGUAUCCCAUUCCGACAAUGUCCGUACAGCUGAGAGAAGACAGGCAGGGGUGGCAGGGCAUUGAUGUGUUGAUGGUUAUGUAGACUUUUGAACCCAAGACCAUGGCAUUGGUAUGAACAGCUGACUUAACAAAAGAUUCACUGCGAUGGCAUGAUUUUCGCUCUCAAAUUGAUAGAGGAAUUUCUUUGGUCGUCUCAAUGGAGCAUUGUUCUUCAUUUGUAAUUUAUGUAAAUUUUGGAAUUACAUUGCUUCAAAUCUCAAUCGAGAAACAGGUUCAGUUUCUGCUGAAUCAUAACUGUAACAUCACAAUGUAUUGAAAUUAAUGUAAAUUUUUUCUUUGUCAAUUGAUAAGUAAGCCUUUUCCUUUU
Messenger RNA from Magnolia sinica, 4321 nucleotides. RefSeq names its product C2 and GRAM domain-containing protein At1g03370. The transcript is spliced from 9 exons. The record is from RefSeq and is a predicted model, not a curated record. Bases 348 to 3413 code for a protein of 1021 amino acids. NCBI's taxonomy places the organism in Eukaryota, Viridiplantae, Streptophyta, Magnoliopsida, Magnoliales, Magnoliaceae.